This is a messenger RNA of Hypoxylon trugodes, 306 nucleotides long. RefSeq lists its product as uncharacterized. NCBI's taxonomy places the organism in Eukaryota, Fungi, Ascomycota, Sordariomycetes, Xylariales, Hypoxylaceae. The record is from RefSeq and is a predicted model, not a curated record. The coding region runs from base 1 to 306 and encodes 101 amino acids. The transcript is spliced from 3 exons.
AUGGCCACUCCUAGCACCACCUCUGCCAUCCCCAUGAAGAACAACGUCGCUUACAACAGCGACUCAGAGUCUGAUGGCCAGGCCCGUGGCGGUCGUCGCCCCCAGAACCAGCUUUCGCAAACUCUUCCCCAGUUGCCUACCUCGGCCGGAUUGGCGCAACCCGCAGGUUCGCUCCUGAAGGGUGCCACCGACGACAACGGCAACCAAAAGGCCGCUGCUCUCCUAGUCGGUAUCAAGCUCGACUUGGAAGCGGAAGUACACCUGACUGCCAGAGUGCGUGGUGACAUCUGCGUCGGUCUCUACUAA